This is a messenger RNA of Dipodomys ordii (Ord's kangaroo rat), 913 nucleotides long. It is a transcript of the gene Ido1, whose product is annotated as indoleamine 2,3-dioxygenase 1. Lineage: Eukaryota; Metazoa; Chordata; Mammalia; Rodentia; Heteromyidae. The annotation marks the transcript as partial. Gene Ontology annotation, cellular component: cytoplasm. Gene Ontology annotation, biological process: 'de novo' NAD+ biosynthetic process from L-tryptophan. Gene Ontology annotation, molecular function: metal ion binding; indoleamine 2,3-dioxygenase activity; heme binding. The transcript is spliced from 4 exons. The record is from RefSeq and is a predicted model, not a curated record.
GAAAUUCCCAAGAUAAUCAAGGCUGUGAUAUGUGAGGACCAGGAGACCUCAAAAAUGGCACUGCUACAUAUAUGUUCCUGUCUGAAAGAAGCCCGCAAAGUAUUUGAGGAAAUCCGCAAAUAUGUGGAUGCCAAUCAAUUUUUCAAUGUUCUACGCAUAUAUUUGUCUGGCUGGCAAGGCAAUCCCAAGCUGUCAGAUGGUCUGCUGUAUGAAGGGGUUUGGGACACCCCCAAAAAGUUUGCAGGGGGAAGUGCAGCCCAAAGCAGCAUCUUUCAGAGCCUUGAUAUCCUUCUGGGGGUAGAGCAGAGUGCCAGUGGAGAAUCUGCUGAUAAGUUCCUCCAGGAAAUGAGAACAUAUAUGCCACCAGCUCACCAGGCCUUCUUGCACAACUUAGAGAAUUGCCCAUCACUCCGAAAGUUCGUCAUCUCAAGCCACAAUGCUGACUUGCAAGAAGCAUAUAAUAGCUGUGUACAAGCUCUGGUCUCCCUGAGGAGUUAUCAUCUGACCAUAGUUGAGAAGUAUAUUCUAACUCCUGCACGUGAUCAGGCCAAGAAAGGCAAUGCAUCCAAGGAGUCACCAGACUCAGAAAGCAGAGGGACAGGAGGCACUGACCUCAAGAAUUUCCUAAUGGCUGUGAGAAAUACAACCCAGAAAGCCUUACUGAAGGAAGAUUAAUGUAAUCCUAGCAUGAGUAUAUUUAGGAGUGGGGUGUGGCUCAAGAGGUAGAGCACCAAGAAAACAUGAGUUCAAAUCCCAAAAAUCAAAAAAAAGUUUGCUCAUUGCACAGAAUUCUUUUCAUUGAUCAUUGGAGCAGACACAUGAAUUAUCAGUUGCUAACUUCUGACUUCAUGUAAGAAAAUAAUAAAAAUUAUCUUUAUGAACAGAUUGAAAAUUAAUAUAAAAAUAUAAUGAU